Molecule: messenger RNA, 1775 nt
Organism: Malaya genurostris
Lineage: Eukaryota; Metazoa; Arthropoda; Insecta; Diptera; Culicidae
Gene: Neos
Product: nuclear receptor coactivator 5
Exons: 2
Coding region: 132-1490 (452 amino acids)
Molecular function (GO): RNA binding
Source: RefSeq, a predicted model, not a curated record
AGUCUUCGUUUUGUCAAAACUUUGUUUUCCGACAUUACUGUUGUUUAAUCACCAAUAAACGCUUUAUAUAUAUUAUAUCGUGAGGUUAUUUAGCAAAACGAAAAACAUCACACCUAAGAUCAGUAGUAAAAAUGAUGUCUGUCAUGGAACCCGUUAAUUCUCGUGUUUACGUUGGUGGCUUGGGUGAACAAGCGACCCGGCAAGACAUGGAAGAGCUCUUCAAAGAUUACGAACCGUAUCAAGAUUUGAACUUAUUACGGGGAUAUGGUUUUGUACAAUUUCCCUCAGAGGAAGCGGCUCGACUCGCAAUUGAUGGACUCAAUGGCAAGAUGAUGAAUGGAAGAAAAUUGACAGUAAAAAUUGCACAUGACAAUCGUGCGAAGAAGGGUCUUUUGCCGAGGGGAGUAGGCGGUCAGGAGAUGCCGGGUAAUACGAUUAGAGAUCGAUCGCCCAUCGAUGGGAAUCGUUUUGCUGAGGGAUACCCUCCUCGGGGCUAUCAUGGAAUGUAUCCUGGUAUGGAAAUGGGUGGAUUUCCCGAUCCGAUGAUGAGAGGACAUCCACCGGCGCAACCAACACAACCGGAGAGUAACGAUUGCGAAAUUAUUGUAGUGUCCAGAGAUUUAACAACCUAUGCAGAAAACAUCGAAGCCAGGUUGAAGCGAAAUGGCCUAACUGUAGAUCUUCUAUUUCCGAACGAUGACGUUCCCAUUGGCAAAGUUUUAUCGAAUAUUGCUUCUCGUGGGAGCUACUACGCAAUAUUGAUUACGCCGGAAAACGAAGAACGAAACAGCAUAACGGUUAAUGUUUUGUACGGAAUUCCAGCUGAGCAUCGCAACAUGCCAACUGAAGAUGCAAUUGUAUUCAUUUGCAAAGAUUUUGAAGAUAAGCUUCGAUUGGAACAAGAAAAAACAUCUAAAUACAGAGCUUCAAUGAUGAGUACAAACAGCAAUAAUACCCAUAUGGGAUUCAACGCACCACCUCUCCAGGACAAACAUCCCGAACCUAUACAAAACAUGCUAAAUCUUCUUGCUUCUAAUCGCCAACUGACCGUUCUGCAGUAUGAUCGACUCAUCAAGUACCUGGGUGAACGCAAGCAAAUGCAGAUCAAAUAUGAACUCGGGGAGGACUAUGAUUCUGUCGGUGCCAGCAAACUAAUGGAAACUAAAUCCAAAGAAGAAAACGAGAAACUUCUGCAACGCAAGAUUAUGGAUAUUUUGAACAAACCGUCGAUUGUCGCUCCAAAGGCUAAGAUUGUGGAACCAGAAGUAGAAACACGAAGCGUUUCCAGUACUUUUUCGUCUUUCGGCGGGCUCACAGUAGCAAUGGCAGCUUCUGCUUCUAAUGCAUCUUCGACAUCUGUACCCGCCCCUAAAUCGAUAAGUAGCAGCGCACUUGAUAGCGCUGCACCAAAACUGCUCCAUGAUCCUAAGGUUCAAAAGGCCCUCGAUUCGCUACUGAUGUCCGGAUUGGGUGGUGGGCUCAAGUUUUAAAGUUCAAAGAUAUUCGCUGCUAAAACUUAGGAAUAAUACUAUCCCACUUGUGUAAGGUUGAUACAUGUUUUCUCAUAAUCGUGAGUCGGUCCAGUGUUCGAAUAUACUACGACUAUUCCACAUAUCGGUUACGCGGUGUGUGGUCGACACUAACGCAUUCGAUAGAAAUAUAUCAGUCUAUUCGGAUAAAACUGAAUCUAACGAUACGAAUAAUGAUUACAUUAUAUAAUAAAAACCUGUUUUUUACGCAAGGUAAAUUAAAGUCAGAAACCAAGUGUAUUUAAA